AUGUGUGUUCAGAUAUAUAUUGCUAUCGCGCGUGGUGGCGUGAACCCGCAGCACUGCCUGUUGCUGCCUGCAUCACACCAGCCGAACUUGGGUUUCUGUCCUUUGCCAGUGGUCGAGGAGUGCGAUCGGUUGAUGGACGUGAUGCGGGAGGUGAACUAUGAGCAAGGUUUGGGUACGUUGUUCUUCGAGCGGUACGUGCCGAUGAAGCAGACGCGGACGAUGCAUACUCAGGUCCAUGCCGUGGGGUUUCCGGGUCACUUGACAUCUGCAUUGGUGGAGAGUAUGUUAUAUCGGACAGUGCGAGACAGUGGUUCGGUGCUGGUAUGGGAACAGCACGACUAUACCUUGUCCCUGCCUCACGUCAUGGGAGUACUGGCCAAUUGGCAACCUGACCAGAUGGGUCGACAACCAGAACAUAAGUUCGCGCAUUCUAGCUACUGGUGGAUCACCAUCUGCGGCACUCAAGGCCAGCCAUCUUGCACACUCAUAGGCGUCACGCAAUCACCCGUCGGAGUCAAUCUCAACCUCGCCCGCGAAGUACUCGCACACACCCUCAAUCUACCCGACCGCGUCCAAUGGAAAAACUGCGUGACUCCUCCUAACCAAGAGACGGAAGCCGCCCUUCACCUUAAACAACUCCUUAGCAACUCUCUCAGACGUCUCCAACAAUCCACCGAGGACCCAACUCGGUGA
Messenger RNA from Gregarina niphandrodes, 693 nucleotides. RefSeq names its product CwfJ carboxy-terminal protein 1, related protein. Lineage: Eukaryota; Apicomplexa; Conoidasida; Eugregarinorida; Gregarinidae. Gene Ontology annotation, biological process: mRNA splicing, via spliceosome. Gene Ontology annotation, molecular function: RNA lariat debranching enzyme activator activity. The transcript has a single exon. The coding region runs from base 1 to 693 and encodes 230 amino acids. Gene Ontology annotation, cellular component: post-mRNA release spliceosomal complex. The record is from RefSeq and is a predicted model, not a curated record.